CCUGUUGGAUCAUUUCCUGUGAAGAAUAAAAAUACACUUUUACCAGUCCUGCUAGACCAGUUAUGUCUAGCUCUCGGUGCGACAAUGAAACCCCAUUUUAUUUAAAGGACGUUGUCGUUUAAGUUUUUGUUCAUGAAUAAUAGACACCUUCAUGUCCAGACGGCCGGUGCUGGUGAGCUAACUAGCCCCGUAGGUGGCUGACGUGAGCUAGUAUGUCGCUGUCGCUCCCAUCCACCGACAUGCUUGAGACACCUCCGGGAUAUCCAUUUGAGGAAAUUAAUUAUGAGGACAUUGAAGUAGAGGAGGUAGUCGGCAGAGGGGCUUUUGGAGUGGUUUGCAAAGCCAAGUGGAAAGGCAAAGAUGUUGCUAUCAAGACCAUUGAAAGUGAAUCUGAGAGAAAAGCCUUUAUUGUUGAGCUACGGCAGCUUUCGCGGGUAAAUCAUCCUAAUAUUGUGAAGUUGUAUGGCUCCUGCAGUAAUCCAGUCUGUCUUGUAAUGGAAUAUGCUGAAGGAGGAUCGCUGUACAACGUGCUGCAUGGUGCUGAACCGCUCCCCUCUUACUCCGCUUCCCAUGCCAUGAGCUGGUGUUUACAAUGUUCCCAGGGUGUGGCCUAUCUCCAUGGCAUGAAACCAAAGGCUCUGAUCCACAGGGACCUCAAGCCACCUAAUUUACUGCUUGUGGCUGGUGGCACCGUACUCAAGAUAUGCGAUUUUGGAACAGCCUGUGACAUUCAGACUCAUAUGACAAACAACAAAGGAAGUGCAGCGUGGAUGGCUCCGGAGGUAUUUGAAGGUAGCAAAUACAGCGAGAAAUGUGACGUGUUUAGCUGGGGUAUAAUUCUCUGGGAGGUGGUCACACGUCGGAAGCCCUUUGAUGAAAUUGGAGGACCAGCUUUCCGUAUUAUGUGGGCAGUGCACAAUGGGACAAGGCCACCUUUGAUCAAGAAUUUACCCAAACCUAUUGAGAAUUUGAUGACGCGCUGCUGGUCCAAAGACCCCUCUCAGCGGCCUUCCAUGGAGGAGAUUGUGAAAAUCAUGACUCAUCUCAUGCAGUACUUUCCAGGAUCUGAAGAACCCCUGCAAACGCCAUAUCAAUAUUCAGAUGAUGGGCAGGGCAAUUCUGCAACGAGCACGGGUACAGCAAUAACUUUCGCUUAUGUGAUACCAUAUACACUCACCACAUGUCUGAGAUUAGCGGGAAUAUAUUUUUCAAUUGGCCAGAUGUAUAAUGUAUUGUCAUUUAACACGAUGCAUACCAGGAUUUUGAAUGGACCUAGACACGCCAGAACCGGAGACCCUUUGAGGACGUUGCCUCUUUCCAGAGGGGGUAGUUUUGAGAGUCUGCCUGCUCGAACACAGGGCUUGAUAUCCUCUGACAAUAAACGAAUGAGUGCUGACCUGUCAGAGUUGGAGCCCAAAAUAGGAUUUGUCCCACCAGCACGCCCGCAGUAUAAACGAGGCCAUCGUAAAACAGCAUCUUUUGGCACCAUUCUGGACGUUCCCAAGAUCGUCGUCACAGCCACAUGUGAGCCUCAGAGGCGCCGCUCUGUACAGGAUUUGCCAGGGAUUGGCACGGAAUCCACCCAGGGAAGUCGGAACAGUAGCCGAUCUUCGAGUCCCAGUUUGAGGAUGAUGCUGCCCGAAAAGGCAAACAGCAGAGGUUACUUCUCCCCCGAUGACCCCACAGACACCAACGGCUCGGACAAUUCAAUUCCAAUGGCUUACCUCACCCUUGACCAUCAACUGCAGCCACUUCCUCCUUUCCCCAACUCGAAAGAGUCCAUGGCCGUUUUUGAGCAGCAUUGCAAAAUGGCGCAAGAGUAUCUGAAAGUGCAAACAGAGAUCGCCCUGCUAAUCCAGAGGAAAAAGGAACUCUUUGCUGAACUGGACCAAGAUGAGAAGGACCAGCAGAACACGUCCCGUCUGGUGCAGGAACACAAAAAACUACUGGAAGAGAACAAGAGUCUGUCCACAUACUACCAGAAGUGCAAAAAACAGCUGGAGCUGAUUCGGGUCCAGCAACAGAAGAGACAGGGAACUUUGUGAUAUGGACACCUGGUCUCCUGCGUAAAGUCAAAUGCGUGUGCGCAAACACACAACACACACACACACACACACCAGUUCAGUGCUGGUAUACCCUGCAUGUCACACUGUAGUGUCUGCCUCUGUCCAGCAGAAAGGUGUCUUCUGUACAUAAUAUUUGCACAUACUCACAGUAUAAUCUGUGACUGCAGACCAAACAAUCACUGCAUCCCGGAGCCUCCACAGGGCUUCGGUAUGGAGUUUUGCUUUCUAUUGCAGCUGAGUGUGACAGCAGGUUGGUGAGGGUGGUUUGUGUAUUUUACAGGUUGCUCUCAGGGCCUCAUAGGCAGACCAGUUGAUGGAUUUUUUUUUUUUUUUCAUUCCUUAAGCAUUCUCUGGUACCCUUUUAGCAGCCGAUGGCGAAAUCGUCCUCGAGAAUGUGAAGAAGAAAAAAAAAAAGCAAGGCUGCUCUUCAACGUGAUCGCGUGCGGAAUUCAUGGAAUGUUUAGAAGGAUAAUUGGCACCUAUUCUACGAAGUGUGUGUGGAUGCCGUCCCCCGCCCUUAGGUGUAGCAGUGUAUUUAUAUUCAACCUCUCUUUUUCUAUUCAGCAUUGUCCUGGCAGAGACCAUGAUGAAUUACUUCGGGGACUUUACAUUCAGUAUUUGGUUCAGAGAUGGUUGUUUCUUGGUCAUACGUUUGCGUUCCUUAGAAAAAGAACAACUCUCUGCGUGUCCACCAGGAUGCAAAAAAAACAAAACAACAACACCCGAUAACCUUUCCGAGCAAAUAAGAGAAGCUGUGGAUUCCACAUUUUAAACAUUUUUAUAUUUGAUCUAAACAUUGUUUUGAAUUUUUUUUUUUUGUCUUUUUCUAUUUCACAGUCAUUUGUUAGUUUUGACGUUUUAUGGGGUGCGGGAUUUCUGAAGUAAGAGGCUUCUAGAGGCCCAUACAUACCGUUUUUAGUUCACGUGUUGCCUUAGAACGUGCCUGCAUUUUUCAGUGCUUGACUUGUUUUGCGUGGCGAUUAGUGAAAAAGUGGAAAAAAGGCAAAGUAAUGGACAUUGGAUGAAUUGUACUCAAACGUCGUUUUAAUUCUAUGAAUUCAUACCCCUCAAGUAUUUUUGCACAAUCACUGUUUUAUCUGUCAAGUACAAAUCAGUAAUUACAAUUUUAAAACACUUGGCAAGUCAUUAAAAAUGAUGCAUUUUGUCCAUGCACAUCUA
Molecule: messenger RNA, 3245 nt
Organism: Hippocampus comes (tiger tail seahorse)
Lineage: Eukaryota; Metazoa; Chordata; Actinopteri; Syngnathiformes; Syngnathidae
Gene: map3k7
Product: mitogen-activated protein kinase kinase kinase 7
Exons: 18
Coding region: 213-2045 (610 amino acids)
Biological process (GO): positive regulation of canonical NF-kappaB signal transduction; protein phosphorylation; JNK cascade
Molecular function (GO): ATP binding; magnesium ion binding; MAP kinase kinase kinase activity
Source: RefSeq, a predicted model, not a curated record